This is a messenger RNA of Hibiscus syriacus, 581 nucleotides long. RefSeq lists its product as uncharacterized. Lineage: Eukaryota; Viridiplantae; Streptophyta; Magnoliopsida; Malvales; Malvaceae. The transcript is spliced from 5 exons. Bases 85 to 534 code for a protein of 149 amino acids. The record is from RefSeq and is a predicted model, not a curated record.
GUUCCUUUCCUAAUACAAAGAAAAAAAGAAAGAGAAUCCGAAGACUGAAAAAUUUCUCAGCACUUUUGUGUUUUAGUCCUGCAAAUGAGUCCUUCCAGUUUAGCAGUGUCUUCUCUGGUGUUGUUGGUUCUCUUUUCUAUUGUUGAAGGGAUUCGAUUGGAGAAAAGUUUCAAACCAUCACGGCAUCCUAAAUUGCUGCAUGAAGAAGCUUCGAUGAAAAACAGUAAUGAAGUUUUGGGAGAUGUCAUUUUAUGCAAAGGACAUUGUACAGGAAACGGUAGGAAACUUCUUACUGCAACUGCUGCUGCUGCUACUGCAUUUUCCACCGGUUCCAAGAGCGAAGACGGUGGAUAUGACAAAGCUAACACUACUUCUAAAGUCGAAUUAGUGAACCAAGGAAAUGGCGAAAAGCAAGAGAAAGUUCCCGUUGGUUCGCCGACAACUUCCGAGGUCCAUGACCAAUAUGCGGACAUCAUGGAGAUAGCUGAAAUGGACUAUUCACAAGCCAAGAGAAAACCUCCAAUACACAACUAAGUGGGGGGGGGGGGGAAGAAUCAAAGACAAUAUUUAACAGAAGAAGA